Diabrotica virgifera virgifera (western corn rootworm) is the source of this 1374-nucleotide messenger RNA. RefSeq names its product lipase 1-like. The transcript has 7 exons. Gene Ontology annotation, molecular function: hydrolase activity, acting on ester bonds. Lineage: Eukaryota; Metazoa; Arthropoda; Insecta; Coleoptera; Chrysomelidae. The record is from RefSeq and is a predicted model, not a curated record. Bases 141 to 1367 code for a protein of 408 amino acids. Gene Ontology annotation, biological process: lipid metabolic process.
UCCUCAUCAACUUAAGGUCUCGUAAUUUGUAUUGAUGAUCAGGAAUAAAAAGAUGUUGAUUGAGAAAAAGAUUAUAGUUUAAAUGAGUAGUCUAAGAUAUAACAUUGUGUUUCCGGCAAGGAGUGCAAAAUUUAUUUAAUAUGAUUUUUGAUAAGUAUGUGAUUGCCGCAUUUUGUGUAUAUUUAUUUGUUUUUGUUUGUGAGUCCAAAUAUUCCCCUAGAUACAAUGUGAUGGAACUAACAAAUCAACUUGGAAUGACUGCUGAACCUCACAAUGUUACUACAGAAGAUGGAUACAUCUUAAAGAUAUUUAGAAUAAAAGCAAUAAAUGGGAAGGAACAAGAAAACCGAGAACCAGUGUUACUACAACAUGGCAUGGCUGGCUCCUGCGAACAGUUUCUACAGGCCAAAAACAACUCAUUAUCACUUAUAUUAUUUAACAAUGGUUUCGAUGUAUGGCUAGGAAAUACCAGAGGAAAUUUUUAUUCUAGAAAACAUGUAUCGCUGGAUCCUGACAAAGAUAAGGAAUUUUGGUUUUAUACACUGGAUCAAUUGGGGCAAUAUGAUCAACCUGCCGUUAUAGAUCACAUUUUAAAAAUAACUGGGAAACAACAGCUAUCGUAUAUUGGACAUUCCCAAGGAGGGGGAUCAUUAUUGGCAAUGGCUUCUGGUCGUCCCGAGUAUAACCAAAAAAUUAAAAUAUUCGUGGGAUUAGCUCCUGGUGCGUACAUGAAACAUAAUCGGCAUCCUUUUCUAGUACUUUCGAAAUAUGUACUUGAUCUGGCCAAGGUAAGAAAACUAUGCUAUCUACAUCCAAAAUAUUUGCUUCAGUUUCUUAACCUAUAUGAAUUGGAAGCAGUCUCUAACAGUGAAUUGUUCUCUAAAAUAAUUCAAGGCGUGUGUGGCGAAAAAGUAAACUACAGAAUCAAUUGUCGGCCAAUAAUUAAUUUUGUAUCAAACAGCCUAACUUCUCUUUUUGAUUAUAGCCUAGCUCCUCAGAUUUUUACCACUACGCCAGCAGGAAUGGGCCUUUUUCCAGUUUUACAUUACGCGAAAAUGCAUAUAAGCGGAACAUUUCAAAAAUACGAUUGGGGUCCAGAAAUAAAUUUACAAAAAUAUAAUUCGACAGUUCCUCCAAAAUAUGAUUGGUCUAAGAUCACAUGUCCAACAGUAUUAAUAUACGGUUUAAGUGAUGCACUUGUUAACCAUAAAGACGUCAAAUACAUGGCUAAGAAGUUACCAAAUCUGGUUGAGAUGUAUAAAGUUGCAGAUGAUAGGUUCAACCAUUUAGAUUUCCUCUGGUCCAAAAACAUAACACCGUUAUUACAUGAUAAAGUGUUAAACAUUUUAAAUAAUUACAGAAGUUAACAUAAAA